UUUUUUCAGCAAGCCAAGAUGGAGCAUGAGUGGAAGCCUGACGAACAGGGGCUUCUACAGAUCCUGCAGCUGCUCAAGGAAUCCCAGUCCCCGGACACCACCACGCAGAGAGCCGUGCAACAAAAACUAGAACAACUCAAUCAGUAUCCAGAUUUCAACAACUACCUGAUUUUUGUUCUUACAAAGUUGAAGUCUGAAGAUGAGCCGACACGUUCCUUGAGUGGUCUCAUCUUGAAGAAUAAUGUUAAAGCACAUUUUCACAACUUUCCAAACGGGGUAACCGACUUCAUUAAAAGUGAAUGUUUGAACAACAUUGGUGAUUCCUCCCCCUUAAUUAGAGCUACUGUAGGCAUUCUGAUAACAACCAUUGCUUCAAAAGGGGAAUUACAGAAUUGGCCUGACCUCUUACCAAAGCUUUGCAGCCUGUUGGAUUCUGAAGAUUACAAUACCUGUGAGGGUGCAUUUGGUGCUCUUCAGAAGAUAUGUGAGGAUUCUGCUGAAAUUUUAGAUAGUGAUGCAUUGGACCGACCACUCAAUAUCAUGAUACCUAAAUUCUUGCAAUUCUUCAAACACAGCAGUCCAAAAAUAAGGUCUCAUGCUGUUGCGUGUGUCAAUCAAUUCAUCAUCAGCAGAACUCAAGCUCUUAUGUUGCACAUAGAUUCUUUUAUUGAGAAUCUUUUUGCACUGGCUGGUGAUGAGGAGCCUGAAGUACGCAAAAAUGUUUGUCGUGCUUUGGUAAUGUUGCUGGAAGUUCGAAUGGAUCGCCUGCUUCCUCAUAUGAUUAGUAUAGUUGAGUAUAUGCUUCAAAGGACCCAGGACCAAGAUGAAAAUGUUGCUUUGGAGGCUUGUGAGUUUUGGCUGACUUUGGCUGAACAGCCAAUUUGUAAAGAUGUAUUAUGUCGACAUCUUACUAAACUGAUACCUGUGCUGGUAAAUGGUAUGAAAUAUUCAGAGAUUGAUAUUAUUCUGUUAAAGGGAGAUGUUGAAGAAGAUGAAGCUAUUCCAGAUAGUGAACAGGACAUAAGACCUCGUUUUCAUCGUUCACGGACAGUAGCUCAGCAACAUGAAGAAGAUCGUAUUGAAGAUGAUGAUGAUGAUGAUGACAAUGAUCUUGAUGAUGAUGAUACUCUUUCUGACUGGAAUUUAAGGAAAUGUUCUGCUGCUGCUCUAGAUGUCCUAGCUAAUGUAUUUCGUGAUGAACUUCUGCCACACAUCUUGCCCCUUUUGAAGGAAUUGCUUUUCCAUCCCGAAUGGGUAGUUAAAGAAUCUGGUAUCCUUGUUCUUGGAGCAAUUGCUGAAGGCUGCAUGCAGGGUAUGAUUCCAUAUCUUCCUGAGCUGAUCCCUCACCUUAUUCAGUGCCUUUCUAAUAAAAAGGCUCUUGUGCGCUCCAUUACUUGCUGGACUCUUAGUCGCUAUGCACACUGGGUAGUUAGUCAACCCCCAGACACAUACUUGAAGCCAUUAAUGACUGAGUUGCUAAAGCGCAUUCUGGAUAGCAACAAGAGAGUACAAGAAGCUGCCUGCAGUGCCUUUGCUACUCUAGAAGAGGAGGCUUGUACAGAGCUUGUUCCUUAUCUUGCAUAUAUACUUGACACUUUGGUCUUCGCAUUUAGUAAAUACCAGCAUAAAAACCUGCUCAUUCUUUAUGAUGCUAUAGGAACUCUAGCAGAUUCUGUAGGACAUCAUCUAAAUAAACCAGAAUAUAUUCAGAUGCUAAUGCCUCCAUUAAUCCAGAAGUGGAAUAUGUUGAAGGAUGAAGAUAAAGAUCUCUUCCCUUUAUUAGAGUGCCUGUCGUCAGUUGCUACUGCCUUGCAAUCUGGCUUUCUUCCAUACUGUGAGCCUGUGUACCAGCGUUGCGUAAAUCUGGUGCAGAAGACUCUUGCACAAACCAUGUUGCACAAUGCUCAGCCCGAUCAAUACGAGGCUCCAGAUAAAGAUUUCAUGAUUGUGGCUCUUGAUUUACUCAGUGGUUUAGCUGAAGGACUUGGAGGCAACAUUGAACAGCUAGUGGCUUGCAGCAAUAUCCUGACACUAAUGUACCAAUGCAUGCAGGAUAAAAUGCCUGAGGUACGGCAGAGUUCUUUUGCAUUGUUAGGUGAUCUGACAAAGGCGUGUUUUCAGCAUGUUAAACCUUGCAUCGCUGAUUUCAUGCCCAUUUUGGGAACAAAUCUAAACCCUGAAUUCAUUUCUGUAUGUAACAAUGCCACCUGGGCUAUUGGAGAAAUCUCCAUCCAGAUGGGUAUAGAGAUGCAGCCUUAUAUUCCAAUGGUGUUGCACCAGCUUGUAGAAAUAAUUAACAGACCCAACACACCAAAGACAUUGUUAGAGAACACAGCAAUAACAAUUGGUCGUCUUGGUUUCGUUUGUCCUCAAGAGGUGGCCCCCAUGCUACAGCAGUUUAUAAGACCCUGGUGCACCUCUCUGCGAAACAUAAGAGACAACGAGGAAAAGGAUUCAGCGUUCCGUGGGAUAUGUACCAUGAUCUCAGUCAACCCCAGUGGAGUAGUCCAAGACUUUAUUUUUUUUUGUGAUGCUGUUGCAUCAUGGAUUAACCCAAAAGAUGAUCUCCGAGACAUGUUCUGUAAGAUUCUUCAUGGAUUUAAAAAUCAAGUUGGGGAUGAUAAUUGGAGGCGUUUCUCUGACCAGUUUCCUCUUCCCUUAAAGGAGCGCCUUGCAGCUUACUAUGGAGUUUAACCUUAUGCACUUUAGCUGCAGUCCCAUAAUUAGAGGUCCUUCAGUCUGGGAGACUAUGAGGGAGCUUCUGCACCCAGGGAAA
Messenger RNA from Corapipo altera (White-ruffed manakin), 2776 nucleotides. RefSeq names its product transportin-1-like. Gene Ontology annotation, biological process: protein import into nucleus. The transcript is spliced from 24 exons. Gene Ontology annotation, molecular function: nuclear import signal receptor activity; small GTPase binding. NCBI's taxonomy places the organism in Eukaryota, Metazoa, Chordata, Aves, Passeriformes, Pipridae. Gene Ontology annotation, cellular component: cytoplasm; nucleus. The record is from RefSeq and is a predicted model, not a curated record. The coding region runs from base 19 to 2694 and encodes 891 amino acids.